Messenger RNA from Dicrocoelium dendriticum, 1008 nucleotides. The record is from the annotation of a GenBank genome assembly. NCBI's taxonomy places the organism in Eukaryota, Metazoa, Platyhelminthes, Trematoda, Plagiorchiida, Dicrocoeliidae.
AUGCCACGCAAGCCUAUAAAUUCUAGCCAACGGGACGGCAAUUCGUGGAUUCCUCUCUUCGUUGAUUGCCGCAAGCACACUGGUUGGAUUUGGACUAUCGUUUCAUCAGGUCAUUCCUUACUUACGGGUUCUUGGGACGGCACAUUGCUGCAGUGGGCCCUGUCCUCCUCGGGAUUGCAGCUGCAGACGGCAUACAAAUUGUCUGCUCAAGUGCUGUGCUCUGCUUUUAUGGAUCCACAUACAGUAGCCGUUGGAGCGAACCACUGGGUGCACAUCAUUGAUAUACGAGCACCGCCUCUUAGCCAAACAGGCAUUCGUUUACUUCACAAGAAGGCUGUGUUGUGUAUGGACUGUCGAAACAGCGGCUCACCUGCUGCACUUCCCUACGAUACAGGCACGUGGAACUGGGGCGGCUUUCCUGCCAGUGGAGAUUGUAUAUCUUCAUGUAAUGAAUCUCUUUCGGAUCUGUCUUCCAUCGGUGCCAGUUUGGAGGACUUACCCUCUCUAUUGGGCUUAAUUGAAAUCGACCCCGACGUUCAACCAGAGGAAUCUUCAGGCGACAAACCAAGCGUCAGUUUAGAUCCUUCGAUGCCAAACACCGUUCCUUCAUUGCCUUCAGAGGGCCCUUGCGUAUCGUCAGUGGUUUCGUCGGCAAUUUCCCUCUUCACCGGUAGCAAUGAUCGCACAUUGUCUGGGUGGGAUUUACGCAACCCUUCGAAGGCGGUGAAGAGUUAUCAGUUUUCCAACUAUCCCCGGAAAAUGUCCUUGAUGGACGAUGAUGAAUUGUGGGUGGCGGAACCCCCAGGCCGUAUCCACGUGUUCGAUGUGCGUGAGGGUCGUCUGGACUGCGUACACGUGAGUUUUACUGCUGUUGCAUUGUCGUUCAUCCAGCUGCCGCUAUCAUCGCAUGCGAUCUGUGCGCCGAUUCUGUACCCUAUGAAUCCGAAGCAAAUUGUCAACAGGACACCACUAUUAUUAUACUCUGGUGAUGAUUCACUGUCGGGCUAG